AUGACAUCCUUUACUGGAAAGGUCGUGACUGUUACCGGCGCUGCGUCAGGGAUGGGACUGGCAACUGCUAAGCUCCUAUGCUCUAGAGGGGCUCUGUUGUCGCUCGCAGACAUUCGAAAAGAUCACUUAGACGCGGCCUUAUCACAGAUUACAGAAUCGAACCAAUGUCCUGACAACACCAAUAUCUUGACCUUCGGCGUUGACAUCAGAAAGAGCGAAGAGGUUGACAGCUGGAUCGACGCAACCGUGAAGCACUUUGGGCGACUGGACGGCGCUGCCAACGUUGCUGGAGUUUUGGGAAAGUCAUUUGGGACGGGUAGCUUGACAGAGAUCGACGACCAGGAGUUCGACUUCAUCACCGGUGUCAAUUUCAAGGGCCUAUUCAAUUGCCUACGGGCUGAAUUGAGAGUCAUAUCCAAAGGGGGAAGUAUAGUUAAUGCAUCAAGCUCGACUGGCUUGGAGGGCCAUCCCAAAAACUCUGUCUACUCGGCAACAAAGCAUGCUGUGAUCGGCCUGACCAAGAGUGCUGCGGGCGAGUUUGGCGAACAAGGUAUACGAGUGAAUUGCGUGGCUCCGGGUACCAUCAAGACACCGAUGGUGACGGCUAUUGGUGGGUUGAACAAGGAUAAUAUGUCUUCAGUUUUCGCCCGAGUGCCACUGAAGCGAAUGGGUGAAGCAGAUGAGGCCGCAAAGGUGUUCGUUUUCUUACUGAGCGACGAAUCCAGCUACAUGACUGGAGCGACGGUAGUAGUGGAUGGAGGUUUAUUAUGCUAG
Fonsecaea pedrosoi CBS 271.37 is the source of this 774-nucleotide messenger RNA. RefSeq lists its product as uncharacterized. NCBI's taxonomy places the organism in Eukaryota, Fungi, Ascomycota, Eurotiomycetes, Chaetothyriales, Herpotrichiellaceae. Gene Ontology annotation, molecular function: oxidoreductase activity. The record is from RefSeq and is a predicted model, not a curated record. The coding region runs from base 1 to 774 and encodes 257 amino acids. The transcript has 2 exons.